Molecule: messenger RNA, 6543 nt
Organism: Hippocampus zosterae (dwarf seahorse)
Lineage: Eukaryota; Metazoa; Chordata; Actinopteri; Syngnathiformes; Syngnathidae
Product: serine/threonine-protein phosphatase 2A regulatory subunit B'' subunit alpha-like
Exons: 12
Coding region: 51-4052 (1333 amino acids)
Biological process (GO): protein dephosphorylation
Cellular component (GO): protein phosphatase type 2A complex
Molecular function (GO): calcium ion binding; protein phosphatase regulator activity
Source: RefSeq, a predicted model, not a curated record
UUUCGGUAUGAUCUAUGCCCUGACGGAUUAGUUUGGUGACAUCGGUCACCAUGGCAGCCGCCUACCGUCUGGUGGUGAGCAGUGUGAGCUGCUACAACAGCGCGGUGGUAGACCGGCGCACCCACUCGCACGCCGUGCACUAUUGUUCGGGACCGUGUAGAGCGUUCUCCCAGGGGCUGGAAUGUUCUGUGGCCCAUCACGGCACCUGCUCCGAGCUGCUGGCCGCACCGGACUCGCCCUACCCAGAUCCGAAUGGCCUGUCCGGCGGACACUCCAGGUGCAUGAUUCCUCACCACGGUAAAACGAAUGGCAUCAUCGACACGGGUUAUAACGGCGCUGCUCUGGAGAGGGCGGGGAGCAAUGGCAAUUUGUUUAUUGGGGAAGAGAGUAACGUGUGGCGGGGAAAGAAGAUCCCCACCGGCGGAGGAUCAACGGGGAACCUGAGCUGCGGUACCUACGGUAGCCUCAAAGACAUCACCGAAGAGGCCAUCAAUCUGGCCAGCGGGAAGCUCAAAGAGUUUUCCUUCGACAAGCUUCGCCUCUCCUCCUCCAGCCAUGUCACCUUCCGGAAAGGCCGCAAGGUCCGUCCCGACUCGUUCAGCCGUCGCUCCACCGAUCUGGAGAUUAUCUACGGCCAUUUUAGCUCCAACGUCUCGGGUAACGGCACGAGCAGCAGCAGCACCGCCGCCGUCCCCAACGACGAGAACGCGCCGCCGCUUUUUGAGACGAAACAGAAGGGCAGUUUCAGCUCCUCGUCGGUCGUUACGAAAGUAAACGGUUCUAGCGGCAGCGGGUCACUGGACCAAAGUAUGAACACUCUGGCCUCCCUUUAUCGCAACACUCUAGGGGACGAGAACCUGAUUGCUCGUCUGCUGGAGAAAACUUGGGGAGAGGCAGCCGCCGCCGGGGGUGCCGGAGGGGAGGACAUCCGCGCCUGCCUGGACAUCCUGCUCAAAUGCUCGGAAGACCUGAAGAAAUGCACCGACAUUAUCAAGCAGUGCAUCCGACGCAAGGGCGGCGGAGGACCGCAGGACGGAGGGGCCAGUCCCGACAGCGUGUACCGGGCCUUGAUGACCAGACUGAGCAUGUAUCUAAAGAGACUACCUCUGGAACUGGAAGGGCUCGGAAACGGCGGCCAGGGUGGACAGGGCACGACCGGGAGUGGCCACGGUGAUCUGAUGGAACUGGUCAACAGUCUCCACUCGCUCCAACAAACGCCCUUUUCACCGAUAUUUGGCAGUGAGCAGCCUCCUCGUUACGAGGACGUGGUGCAGUCGCCUCCCAACCCAAAGACGACUCCUAAUUCGGCGUCAUCCACCCCUCACCGAUCCGUCCAGAGCGCCCCAUCCAAAGCCCUCGCCAAUGGACUGCAGCAUUUGCAACCUCCACCGUCCGUCACGCAUCGCAAUCUAUCUCCCGUUCCUGUUACCAGUUCCCCUUCCAAUCGGUCUCCGACAAACUCUCCGUCCCGGCUUCGAGUCUCCCCAAGCCCUCCGUAUAGCCACGCCCCUUCAGGGUCCCCCAUGGAGGCGCUGUACAUUGAGGAGGAAGAUGUAGACACGGGGAAGAUGUCUGAACAGAUCACUCAAAAUACUAUCCAGAACAAAGACGUAUCAAGUCGAUCUGUGCAUAUAUCUCAACCGGACUCUACCGGCAUUGUCUUCAACUCGACGAGACCUUCCCCCAACGCUCUAGCGCACAGGAACGAUGACAUUGACAAACUGCUCAUGGAUCUGGAGAAUCUGUCUCAGAGUAUGAGCAACCACAGAAAGAGUGAGCCUCCACUUCCGGUCAAGACCCGCAAGCGAGGUGGCAGCGGUCUGGGGAUUGUGUCCACCGAAGCGCAAACUCAACCCAAAAUGUCCCAGUUCCAAGUCACAACCCCUGCGAGCCACCUAGCCGUGAACGGCACCGGUUCCAAAGCCCCUCAGGGAGAAAAACGCAACGCUGGAGCCGGUGAGGAGCAGGAAGACGGCGCGUUGCUGUUGCGAAUCUUGGAGAGCAUUGAGAGUUUUGCCCAGGAGCUGGUGGACUCGGGGGCAGGAAGCGCUGGGAGCUCUGAGAGGAACAGUGGGAAGGAACGGGAGGUUAUGAAACUCCUUCAAGGCACCCUGGCCUCCACCGGUAGGCCCGACACCCCCGUUGUGAGUUCGACUGGACAAAAUGCACCGGCAACCUGUCCGACGGAAACCGUUCCGCCAGUAACUGUUCCGGCCAUACCGCCAAAGCUCUCUGCCCGAACACCUUCGGCGACAGCGGCUCUCCCGCAAAAAACUGCAGCCGAAGAAGUAUGCACGGUUGCAUCGGCGCUUCUGCCUCCACCCGAGGCUGCCUCCGCAUCUCCCGCGACGCCGGAAGCGAAAGACGGCCUUUCCGAAGCCCCUCCGAUCCAUCCCCAAACCACCUCCGCAACCGUCGGCUUGCAUUCCCUUGCCCAUCCUGCCCAGCCGGGGAAUGACGCUGCCCCCAAAGUGCCGCCCGCCAGGUCCAGUCCACCUGUGGUAUUGGGGAAAGAUCUGGCUGUUACCAUCAGGGACAUUCCGGUUCCGAGAGACACGGGUUCUACCCUGCUCAUCCAGCAGACUCCUGAAGUGAUCAGGGUCCAGUCCAAAGCGGAGAAGAAACCCGGCACGCCACCACCGGCGCCAGCUCAGGCGUCCGCCGUCUCGCACGCGCCCUCGCGCCGCUCGCCCAGCCCACCCCCAGCAGCUCCGGUGAUCAUCAUCCCGUCUCCUCCACCUCCUCCUGCCAUCAACAUUCCCAGGUUCUACUACCCAUGCGGGCUACCUGCCGCGGGCCAGCCAGCCAACCACGACGCGGCCAUCGCCGCCAUCGAAGCAGCCUUUGCUGAAUUUGAGGACGAGAAGGCCGAUAUUUACGAGAUGAGCAAGGUGGCUAAGAUGUGCGAGUGUCCGCUGUACUGGAAGGCGGCCAUGUUCUACGGGGCCGGCGGCGAAAGAACGGGAUUCGUCUCGGUUCACUCCUUUGUCGCCACCUGGAGGAAGUUGCUGCGUGGUUGCCACGACGACGCCUCGCGGUUUAUUCACCUGCUCGCCAAACCUGGCUGUCAAUACCUGGAGCAGGAGGACUUCAUUCCUCUUCUGCAGGACAUCGUGGACACGCAUCCCGGACUCACAUUUCUGAAGGAUGCACCCGAGUUUCAUUCCCGCUAUAUCACAACGGUCAUCCAGCGGAUCUUCUACGUGGUGAACCGCUCGUGGACAGGCCGCGUUUCCAUGACGGAGCUGCGGCGCAGCAACUUCCUGCAGACGCUGGCGCUGCUGGAAGAGGAAGACGACAUCAACCAGAUCACCGACUACUUCUCCUACGAGCACUUCUACGUCAUCUACUGCAAGUUCUGGGAGCUGGACAGCGACCACGACCUCUACAUCGACCACAAGGACCUGGCCCGAUACAACGACCACGCGUCCUCCAACCGAAUCAUCGAGAGGUUGUUCUCGGGCGCCGUGACGCGGGGCAACGCCGUGCAGAGGGAAGGUCGCAUGAGCUACGCUGAGUUUGUCUGGUUUCUCAUCUCUGAAGAAGACAAAAAAAAUCCCACCAGCAUCGAGUACUGGUUCCGCUGCAUGGACGUAGACGGCGACGGCGUCCUGUCCAUGUUCGAGUUGGAGUACUUCUACGAAGAGCAAUGCGAGCGCAUGGAACGAAUGGGCAUCGAACCGCUGCCCUUCCAAGACUUGCUGUGCCAAAUGCUCGAUUUGGUCAAACCCGAGAGCCCGGGCAAAAUGACGCUGGGUGACCUGAAGCGAUGUCGCAUGGCGCACAUCUUCUUCGACACCUUCUUCAACCUGGAGAAAUAUUUGGACCACGAACAGCGAGACCCCUUUGCCGUGCACAAGGACCUCGACGGUGAUGGUCCCGAGCCGUCUGACUGGGAUAAAUAUGCCUCGGAGGAAUACGAGAUACUGGUGGCGGAGGAGACUGCCAAUGAGCAGAUACACGAGGGAUCUUUUGAGGAGGACUAUGACGUGGAUGAUCUCCAGGCUCCGGCUGAGAUUGGGAAUAAGAUCAUCUCAGAUCUGACAGCGUGAAGAAAGUGGAUUGCCUUUUUCGAAAUUGUUGGAUGGAUGCACAGUUGGAAUGGACAUCAAAAAGAAUAAGGACAUCCGUUUUAUGAUGAGGCCCCCUUAUUUUUGGGGGGGGGGGGGGGUGAGGAUAGACUCAUGUUCACGUGUGGACUUGCAUCUCACAACAAAGCGGAUGAGUGAGAAAUUGUUUGAUAAGAUCUUAAAGGAACACAGCACACUAAAAAUAGCUCCACAGAAGAGGAUUUUCAUUUUGGGGCGGGUGGGCGGGGGGGGCGGGGGGGGGGGGUUCAAAUGUUGGAUCAAACUUUUUGACUAUCUUGCGCAAAGACAAUCACAUCACAUGGAAAAGAAACACACAGUUGACUCAUUUUGAAAUCAAAAUUCCUGGAAGUUGGGCAAAUUGCAAUUUUUAAAAACUGUUUGAAAAAAAAGUUCGUAGCAGGGGAAGCUUUUAGAUUUUUUUUUGGGGGGGGGGGUUCCGUCACUUUAAAAGAUAGCAAACCAUCUCGUCACAAAAAUUAUAUAUUUUAGUUUUUUACAUUUUCACCCACCCAAAAAAAUAUUUAAAGUCUAUACAUGCUCUCUCUCUCUCUCUCCCUCUCUCACACACAGAUGAGAAAUCACCCGCUUGGCUUUUUCCUAACCGAACAUGUCAAAAAAGAGCGCAAAAACCCCAAACAGGAGAAUUUGUCAGCAUCUACUUUCUAUUGAUAGAAACAUAAAGUAAAACUUCUGCUAUCUAGAAGAAGAGCAUUUAAAUGUUCUGCCUGUCACUAUCUGUUGCUGGCAUUCGUUACUCAACAAAAACACAUCAUUCGUAGUACAUAAAUCAGAAUUUCUGGACCAAUUACGUGACAUUGGAAAACGCUACUUAACAUUUAGAAAAGCGCCCCCGUGUGGCCACUGCAUGUUCUUACAAGCAUCACCCCUCACAAACAAAAAAAAGUCCGUCAAAUCCUUCCAGGUUGACCAGGCAGGCUAUUCUUAGAGCUAUGUUAUGUGCGUGUCGAGUCACUUGCCAUUCGUUGCUCCAAAAAAAAAAAAGUGACGAGCUUGUCGAGCUCUCUGGGAGAGUUGCCUUCUAUUUGCCAGCCACUGCAUUUCGCUGCAUUUAUAAUAACACAAACGCACGUAUAGGUCGUCUUGUUCUGUUCAUGCGUCGCUAUCUGAUGAUGUCAUCAAGAAUGAACCACUACGCGUCUGGCAAACAUCGAUGAUACUGUGGUACCUCCCGACUGAUUUUUUUUGGCAUGUAAAAAAAUAGUCAUAGUCAAAUAUGGCCAUCAGAAAAGUUUUAACGGUACAUUUCAAGUGUCACUCGAGUGUAAAACGAUGUUUUGUCAAACUUUGUUUCUUGAUGUGAAAAGGAUUUGGCUGUGAGACAGAUUGCAGCUAGAUAACAUCUUGCAGCUAAAAUUAGCGUUUUAGCACAAGUUUCGAUUAUUUUUGCGAAAGUUUUUGUAUAAAUGAAUGUUUUUCAAUUUUUUUGCAUGGUUUUUCGAUUUGGGGAUUUCUUUUUGUCCUCUAAAGCAAAAAUGAUUCAGGUCAAGUAAAAAAAUAAAAUAAUGCAAUGCUGAAAGUUUUGCUCAAAUUUUUGCAUGAAUAUUUUUUGGGGUUUGUUUUGGGAGAUUUUUCUAAAUUCAAUUUAUUAUUCAAAAAAAAUGUAGAACUUCCAAGAGUUUUCCUCGUAAUUUUUACAACUCCUGUGCGACUUUAGACUUGCAUACGUUUGCUUUUUUUUUUUUCUUUAAAAUUUUCCCUCGUUAUUUUACAUGACUUUGGAAACAUUUUUCAAUAGUGUAUAACUAAAUAAAAAUGUUUCUAUGGUUAUGCGGUGUCUUUAGUGAGGUUUUGUUUUUUUUUCUUUUGUAAUUUUGCAAUAUUCCAGAAUAUUUCAGCAAAAAAUGUUUUUAAAAAAAUCACUUUUUCAAAGCUUCAUAGAUUUUCCGUGAAAAUAUUACAAAGAUGUAAACACUCAUUUUGAAUAGUUUUUUCUCUCGAAAAUUAGCCCAAAACAUGCUUUUUUUUCUCAACAUUUUUGCACGAUUUUAGAGAUCCAUUUACAAAUUCUGUGGUUCCUCUGUCCACAUAAGCAUUUUUUUCACCGAAGAUGCGGUUUCUUUUAUAUAUUUUUUUGUUUUUGUUUGUCACCAAAGAAAUACAUUUCAACAUUUUAAUUUUUUUAAGCUCUUCUUUGCAACUACAUUUUAUGAGGUGCACCUGCAUAGCCUUCAUGGAGCUAACAGAAAUAUUAGACAGAGCUCUCGGUGUAUUACGCAAACAGCUUUUAAAAUAUAUAUAUAUUUAAAAUUGUGCAGGUGACCUGAAAUCUGUGUCCAAUGAGUAUCAAGUACGUUAACUCUAGUUUCAAUUUAACGUCCACAACUGUGUGUACAUAUGCCUUUUGCUACAGUUCCAUUGCUCAACAUGACACAAUGCAGCUAAUAUAAAACAACAACAAAAAACUUAUUGUUAGGUUGCAAAAAAAGAAAAA